Messenger RNA from Sphenostylis stenocarpa, 1896 nucleotides. Lineage: Eukaryota; Viridiplantae; Streptophyta; Magnoliopsida; Fabales; Fabaceae. The record is from the annotation of a GenBank genome assembly.
AUGAACUCUCUCGUUGGAUUUGGUUCUAUAGCUGCAUUCAUCAUUAGUUCCAUCUCGCUACUUAACCCCGGCCUAGCAUGGGAUGCAUCCUUCUUUGAUGAACCGGUCAUGCUUCUUGGUUUCGUGCUUCUGGGACGUUCUCUGGAAGAAAAGGCUAGGAUCCAAGCAUCUAGCGAUAUGAAUGAACUGCUUUCAAGACUUGUGAUUACUUCAACAGAAGGUCCACCUUCCACUGAAACUGUGCUUUGCUCUGAUGCAAUUUGUGUUGAAGUCCCAACUGAUGAUAUUCGAGUAGGUGAUUCUGUGCUGGUGUUUCCUGGAGAAACUAUUCCUAUAGAUGGAAAGGUUAUUUCAGGAAGAAGUGUUGUAGAUGAAUCCAUGCUUACAGGGGAAUCACUUCCUGUAUUUAAGGAGGAAGGCCUCACAGUUUCUGCAGGAACUAUAAAUUGGGAUGGUCCUUUAAGGAUUGAAGCUUCUUCAACUGGUUCCAACACUAUGAUAUCAAAGAUUGUACGCAUGAACCAUGCAUCAAAUGAUGAUAUUAAUUUGGAAUAUUUUGAGCUAGAAUUGUUGAUAAGUCCAUUGAUCUGCGAUGUUGAGGAUGCACAAUCACGUGAAGCACCUGUACAGAGGCUUGCAGAUUCAAUAGCAGGCCCAUUUGUAUACAGUGUGAUGACUCUGUCAGCAGCAACAUUUGCAUUUUGGUAUUUUUUUGGAACACACAUAUUUCCUGAUGUUUUGCUCAAUGAUAUUGCGGGCCCAGAAGGAGAUCCUUUGCUUUUGAGUUUAAAACUUUCUGUGGAUGUUUUGGUCGUUUCUUGUCCUUGUGCAUUGGGUCUUGCUACGCCCACAGCAAUCCUGGUUGGCACCUCACUUGGAACCCUGACGAAAGGGAAACCAGUUGUGUCGGCCAUAGGCUCUAUCCAUUAUGGAGAGUCUGACAUUCUUCGGAUUGCUGCUGCAGUGGAGAAGACUGCACCUCACCCAAUAGCAAAGGCUAUUCUCAAUGAAGCUGAGUCAUUGGAGUUGAUCCUUCCUGUCACAAAGCGACAGUUAGUUGAACCAGGUUUUGGUACUUUAGCAGAAGUAAAUGGACAUUUGAUUGCAGUUGGAUCUUUGGAAUGGGUUCAUGAACGUUUCCAAACAAGAGUGAACCCGUCUGAUUUGACAAAUCUGGAACAUAGUUUGAUGAAUCAUUCAUCAAAUACAAUAUCUUCUAAGUAUUCGAAAACUGUUGUCUAUGUUGGACGUGAAGGAGAGGGCAUCAUUGGUGCUAUUGCCAUAUCUGACACUGUGCGUGAAGAUGCUGAAUCUACUGUAAUGAGGCUCAAGCAGAAGGGGAUUAAAACGGUCCUCUUGUCAGGAGACAGGGAAGAGGCAGUUGCAACAGUAGCAGAUACAGUUGGAAUUGAAAAUGAUUUUGUCAAAGCAUCUUUGUCUCCACAACAGAAAUCUAGAUUUAUUUCCUCUCUAAAAGCUGCCGGACAUCAUGUUGCAAUGGUAGGUGAUGGGAUAAAUGAUGCACCCUCUUUGGCUAUAGCGGAUGUUGGGAUUGCUCUGCAGAAUGAAGCUCAAGAGAAUGCUGCCUCGGAUGCAGCAUCUAUUAUACUUCUAGGGAACAAAAUUUCACAAGUUGUCGAUGCGCUAGACCUAGCACAGGCAACAAUGGCAAAAGUGUACCAAAAUUUGUCUUGGGCGGUCGCCUAUAAUGCUGUUGCCAUUCCCAUUGCUGCCGGUGUGCUACUUCCCCAAUUUGACUUUGCUAUGACACCCUCACUUUCAGGAGGACUGAUGGCUCUGAGCUCCAUCUUCGUGAAAUGUGGUGAUUACCUUUCGAACGAGAAGUUGGCAUGUGACCAAAGCAGAGGAAGCAAGGAAGACAGAAGUUUGUCUUAA